AUGGAUCCAGAGCAAAGCACCUGAUUGAGACCUGCAGGGAUCCACAGAGAAAGAAGAAAACGUAGCACAGAAACAGAAUCCUCUACAGUUGGUUCUGACACAGUGUUGUCACCAGCUUCAAACACAACAACAGACAAAUAUAGCUGCAGACUGUGUUGCAGUACAGACGGCUAGGAAACAGCUACCGGCAGACAGACAGGAGUGCAGUACCUGUAGGACAGUACAGACAGUUGAGGCAGUACAGACAGUAGACAGUACUACAGACAGUUUGGAGGCAGUACAGACGGUCCAGUACAGACAUGCAGUGUAAGCGUUUUGUUUCGUGUGUUCUGCUGCUUACUGCCGCCGGACCCCUCCUCACACACCCAGUCUCACACUCUAACGAGAUGUCCUAUACCGGAACAGAGGAGGACCAGGUGAUGAGUCCAGAGGAACUGUCCCUUUCUGACCACACCUACAGACUCCACAGUGCACCUGGCCUUGGCAAUCUAAGAUCAGCAGUGUUCAGCCCAGACCAGGCCGUGAGAGAGGUGCUGUUGGAAACACCAGCUCUGAGCCCUCAACCUCAUUUCCUGGGCAGCAGAAGAGAGUACAGAAAGAGAACCACCACAGAGUGCUUCUGGAAGUAUUGUGUCUAGGAGUGACACACACGAUACAUAGUAUGUAUUUAUUCUGUUGUGUUCAGGCACAGCUCAGGUGUACAUAGUGAAAUAGUGAAUAUGAGUAAUAAACAUGACUGUGUAGUGUUGUAUGUACAAUAAUGAA
Molecule: messenger RNA, 765 nt
Organism: Oncorhynchus gorbuscha (pink salmon)
Lineage: Eukaryota; Metazoa; Chordata; Actinopteri; Salmoniformes; Salmonidae
Product: prepro-urotensin II-beta-like
Exons: 4
Coding region: 300-638 (112 amino acids)
Biological process (GO): blood vessel diameter maintenance; regulation of blood pressure
Cellular component (GO): extracellular region
Molecular function (GO): hormone activity
Source: RefSeq, a predicted model, not a curated record